Messenger RNA from Protopolystoma xenopodis, 393 nucleotides. NCBI's taxonomy places the organism in Eukaryota, Metazoa, Platyhelminthes, Monogenea, Polystomatidea, Polystomatidae. The record is from the annotation of a GenBank genome assembly.
AUGCAUUCGUGUUUUGCGGUGUUCGGUUGCAAUCGCACCCAUUUCACGCUUCAUCCGCAGCCACUUCACUUAACUCAUGAGCGAACAGAGAAGCAAAGCAUGGCACAUUCAACCAAAACAUGCGAUGCCCAACUGGACCGAAUUGGAAUAGAAGAAGGAAGUAGGUUCGAAACCGGCCACCUUCCUUGCCUUCGUGUUGUCGCGCAAUUGUCGUCAGACAUCAUGUCCUGCUCUGACGAUGUCCGUCACAUGACGGACGGAAACUCGGCAACGAUUCUUCGUGGUUGCAUGGCUAUCCGCACGGAUCUACAACCACAGCUCCAAUGCAACCCCCACAGCCUCCGGUGGGGCCAACUUACGAAUCCCUUCCAAUCGCUUCUUCAAACGAAAUGA